CUGAUCCUGUAAAACCCAUGGGGAGCCCAAAAGCAGCAGCACUGCUCCUGCCUCUUCUUCUGUUGCUCAUCUGCCCCUCUAUCUCUGCUGGGAUUGGCUGCCCUUACCUGCCGCACUGGAUCACCCGCUGUCUACUGCUCUCCCAUGUGGAUAAGAGUUUCACUGGAAGUUCUGCCCAAACUCCAUGCCAUACCCAGUUGGCCCUUCUCUCCACAAAGCCUUGGUAUGCUCAGAUCUGGCAUUGGCGUUGCUGUUUGUGUCUGCAUCUGGUAUCCUAUCCUGCAGGCCUUCAGUGGGGCUGGUUCCACUUCCUGAUGCAGAAAUACAAAAAGCUUUACAAGCUCAAGUUCUAUCAGAGACACAGGAUGCCAGCAUCUUCUCAGGUACUCUUCUUGCCAACCUUGUUCUCUUCUUACAGAAGAGACUUCUAGGUAGCCUUGUCUGAGAAGGGCCAGCACAUUUCCAUCCCAUCCCCAGACAUCUCCCACAAGGGGCUGCGCUCCAAAAGGACCCAACCUUCAGAUCUAGGAGUGGAAAAUCUUCCCAGACCCAGUUUACAAAGUCAUGAAGGACCGGACUUCUCCUUUGAUUUGCUACCCAAGGCAAGAGCUAUUCGGGUGACUAUUCCUCCAGGCCCAGAGGCCAGCAUACGUCUUUGUCAUCAGUGGGCCCUGGAGUGUGAAGAGCUGAGCAUUCCCUUUGCUGUUCAGAAAAUUGUGUCUGGGGGCCACACUGCAGACCUGCCUUAUGAAUUCCUUCUGCCCUGCCUGUGCAUAGAGGCAUCCUACCUGCAAGAAGACUCUGUGAGGCGCAAAAAAUGUCCCUUCCACAGCUUGCCUGAGGCCUAUGGCUCAGACUUCUGGAAGUCAGCGCACUUUACUGACUACAGCCAGCACAAUCAGAUGGCCAUGGCCCUGACACUCCGCUGCCCACUGAAACUGGAGGCCUCCCUCUGCCAGAGGCAGGACCUGCACAGCCCCUGUGAAGACCUCCCCAACUCCACAGCUCGAGAGUCAGAAGGAUGGUAUGUUUUGGAGGAGGUGGACUUGCACCCCUACCUGUGCUUCAAGUUCUCCUUUGAAAACAGCAGCCAUGUUGAAUGCCCCCACAAGAACAGUUCUCUCAUAUCCUGGAAUGUAAGUAUGGACAUCCAGGCCCAGCAGCUGAUCCUUCACUUCUCCUCAAGGAUGCAUGCCAGCUUCAGUGCUGCCUGGAGCCACCAAGGUUUGGGGCCAGACACCUUGAUGCCCCCUGUGUACAGUGUCAGUCAGACUCAGGGCUCAGGCCCAGUGACAUUAGACCUCAUCAUGCCCUUCCUGAGGCCAGGGGGCUGUAUUCUGGUGUGGAGGUCGGAUGUGCAGUUUGCUUGGAAGCACCUGUUGUGUCCCAAUGUCUCUAACAGACGUCUGGGGCUCUUGACCCUGGCACUGCUGAGCCUCACCACCCUACUGGUCAUUGUUCUGGUGUUCACCUGCCGGCGCCUACUGUCAGGUCCCAGUCACGCUCGGCCAGUGCUGCUCCUGCACGCCGCGGACUCAGAGGCACAGCGGCGCCUGGUGGGAGCACUGGCUGAAUUGCUGCGGACUGCGUUGGGCUGCAGACGUGAUGUGAUAGUGGACCUGUGGGAGGGGACACGCAUGGCACGUGUGGGCCCGCUGCCGUGGCUCUGGGCUGCACAAGCGCGCGUGGUGCGGGAGCAGGGUACCGUGCUGCUGCUGUGGAGCGGAGCCGGUCCCAGCCUGGCCUGCGGUCCCUACACCCACGCAGUGCCCCUUAGUGCCCUGCUCUGCGCUGCCCCACGCCCGCUGCUGCUGCUCGUCUACUUCAGCCGCCUGUGCGCCAAGGGCGACAUUCCCCAGCCGCUGCGCGCUUUGCCGCGCUACCGCCUUCUGCGUGACCUGCCGCGCCUGCUGCGAGCUCUGGACACGCGGCCUUCCACCCAAGCCACGAGCUGGAACCACCUCAGAGCUCAACAGUGCUUUCGAGGCCGCCUGGAACUGUGUCGCAGGCUGGAACUCGAGGCCACCAAACUUGGCCGCCAAGGCUCAGCAGAGGUUCAGGAUAGUCCUGGACGUUUGUGGCCAGAGCCUGUAGGGGCACUGGCUGGAACCCUGGCAUGA
Castor canadensis (American beaver) is the source of this 2120-nucleotide messenger RNA. Lineage: Eukaryota; Metazoa; Chordata; Mammalia; Rodentia; Castoridae. The record is from RefSeq and is a predicted model, not a curated record.